This is a messenger RNA of Pseudomyrmex gracilis, 6177 nucleotides long. It is a transcript of the gene ptc, whose product is annotated as protein patched. The transcript has 11 exons. Gene Ontology annotation, cellular component: plasma membrane. Lineage: Eukaryota; Metazoa; Arthropoda; Insecta; Hymenoptera; Formicidae. Bases 720 to 4661 code for a protein of 1313 amino acids. Gene Ontology annotation, molecular function: smoothened binding; hedgehog receptor activity; hedgehog family protein binding. Gene Ontology annotation, biological process: smoothened signaling pathway. The record is from RefSeq and is a predicted model, not a curated record.
CCGCAGCGGGCCCAGCCGGAUCCGCGAAUUAUAUUCAACGCGAUAGCACGUGAUCAAACAUACGUGCGACACACGCGAGAAUAACACGAAAUCUCGUCGUUCACUUUCAAACACGUUUGUUUGCGCCGCCCUGCGGAAUUAGUAAGCGAGACGGCAGGCGCGCGAGAGGGAGAGGGAGGUAUUUACGUAUACACGGGGUAACCUAAAAGCCCGAUCGGCGUACAACGCAAUAUAUCGGUAGGACAAACGCGCAUGCGCGUUGCGGCUUGCUGUUUUCGUGCGCGAAUUUCGAGCGAGACGACGACGGCGACAUAUCACGUGGUUAUUGUUACAUGAAGCGCGGGACGGUGCUGGUGAAGAAGUGUUCUCAAAAGGUGUUACGAUUUUUCGGGCAGUGUGUGCGACGAUUUCGGUGGAUUUCGAGUUUGCGCGCAACACGUUGACAUUGGAGAAAGAGAAAAACAAACUCGGAAAAGAAGACCACCCAAAAGAUCAACCCCGAAGAGCCCCAAAGAAAGAUCAAUAUUAAAACGUUAACGUAAUUAUUUAUUACUCCGACAAUUUUAUCGCGAAAUUUAUAGAGUAAAUCACAAAAGAAAAUUGAUGAGAAAUUAAAGAUCAAUCGGUGAAAGAGAGACUCAGAGAGAAAAAGAGAGAAGGAGUAAAAAAACGAGUUCGAAAAGUCGUAACCGCGCGUGCGGACGAAUGUAUGACAGAUCAUGGUUUCCGCGUCUGGCCCCAUAUCCACAGGGAUCCUAGCGGGACGCCCUUCUGGAUCGCAGGGUCCGCGGCAGAAUGAUGGCGAAGAGUACGAAAAGAACGCAAGGGUAGUAGCGGAAAACGCUAAGAUACGACACGAAUCGGACCUUUACGUCAGACCGAGCUGGACGGACGCCGCGAUAGCGUUAGAUCAACUCGAAAAAGGGAAAGCGGAAGGCCAAAGGUCAGCUGUAUGGAUCAGAGCGCGACUGCAGGAUCAGCUAAGUCAGCUGGGAUACUUUUUGCAGAGGCAUGCCGGAAAGGUGCUCUUCGUUUCCGUUCUCGCGCUGGGAACGUUCUGUGUCGCACUCAAGUCCGCGCAAGUCAAUAGCAAGGUCGAUCAGCUGUGGGUACAAGAAGGUGGAAGGUUACAAAAAGAACUGACUUACGCUUCGGAAACGCUCGGUGAGGCUACUGCAUCGACACAUCAGCUUGUCAUUCAGACGCCAAGGCAUUCUGGAGCGAAUAUCCUGCAUCCUGCCGCGCUCAGAAAACAUUUAGAAGUUUUGAAAGCUGCGACGGAGAUCACGGUGCACCUGUUUGACAUCACGUGGAGUCUGAAAGACUUGUGUUACGCGCCGAGCAUUCCUAACUUCGACAUGCACUACAUCGAUCAGAUCUUUGACAGUAUUAUACCUUGCGCCAUUAUCACACCCCUCGACUGUUUCUGGGAAGGUAGCAAACUCCUCGGUCCGGAAUAUCCCGUUCACAUACCAUUUCUUUUUCGGUUAAGCAGCGGAACGAACAGCAAACCCGUUCUAUGGACAAACCUUAAUCCAUCUAGAAUGGUGGACGAGAUGAAGAAGUUGCAGUUCACGUUUCCCUUUAAAACACUCGAAGAUUACAUGAAACGAGCCGGAAUAACGAACGGCUAUCAGAGUAAGCCCUGUCUGAAUCCAACGGAUCCAGAAUGUCCGGAGACCGCGCCUAACAAAAAAUCCCAACAGGUACCUGAUGUAGGAGUCGAAUUGACAGGUGGCUGCUACGGAUUCGCGGCCAAAUAUAUGCAUUGGCCGGAGGAGUUAGUGGUUGGCGGUGCCAAGCACAAUAAAACAGGUCACUUGACUCGCGCAGCUGCGUUACAAACUGUGGUGCAAUUGAUGGGAGAAAGGGAGCUGUACGAUUUCCUAGCAAGUACCUAUAAAGUUCAUCACAUCGAUUGGUCACAAGAGAAAGCAGCUCAGGUGCUAGAGACAUGGCAGAGAGCGUUCAGUAACAAGGUGAAGACGUUAAUGGAAGUCAAUGGAUCGGCACCAUAUAAUCUAUACGCUUUCAGCACAACUACAAUGAAUGACAUUCUCGGAAAGUACAGUGAGGUUUCCAUUAUGAAAAUCGUUAUUGGAGGAGUUGUUAUGGUACUUUAUGCUGGAAUAGCUCUCUUUCGGUGGAAGGAUCCGGUUCGUUCUCAGUCCGGAGUUGGAAUAUUCGGUGUAAUGUUGAUUUGCGCUGCAGUAGCUGCCGGACUUGGUUUCUGCGCUCUUUUAGGAAUUCCGUUUAAUGCUACCACGACACAGAUAGUGCCUUUUCUCGCGCUUGGUCUAGGCGUACACGAUAUGUUUUUGUUGACGCACACGUAUGCUGAGUUGUCGGUGAACGAAGUGCCUAGCUGCGAGCAAACAGGCGUUGUUCUCAAACGAACCGGUCUGUCAGUGUUGCUGACGGGUCUCAGCAAUGUUUUCGCCUUUUUCGCGGCGGCGAUAAUCCCAAUUCCGGCUCUCAGAACAUUUUGUCUUCAGGCUGGUAUUCUACUGCUGUUCAAUCUGGCCGCUAUGUUGUUGGUAUUUCCUGCAAUGGUCAGCCUAGAUUUGCGACGGCGGCGAUCCGGCAGAAAGGAUAUUCUUUGCUGCUGCUUACCGGCAGCGUCCAAUCUCAACAAGAAUAAUAGAUAUUCGGUGAAGAACAACGGCACAAUCAAACAGAUUGUCACCAGAGCUAUACCACCCGAGAGACGAGAAACCUGCACGCAGAUUCUGACGUCGCAAAACGCGCAGAACGAAUCUUGGAUAGGUGGGAAUGUUAUCGAUGCGGAAUUGGAGAAGCAGUGCACCGAAGAAGACACUCUGACCGGCUGUUCGCAGGACGACUGUCUGAGCUUCUCUCUGACACAGCUCGCGGUUCGAUAUUACGCGCCUUUCAUUAGUAGACCGGCUACUAAGGUCUUUGCCAUGAUAACUCUGGUGGGUGUACUAGCCGGCAGCUUGUGGCAAACAAUACGCGUACGCGACGGUCUCGAUCUGACCGAUCUAGUGCCGCAAAACUCGAACGAAUAUGCGUUUUUAGCCGCUCAGGCGAAACAUUUUGGAUUCUACAAUAUGUACGCCGUAACCGGCCGAGAUUUUGAAUAUCCGAAUAAUCAACGGUUAUUGUACGAGUAUCACGACGCCUUCAUGCGAAUCAAGAACGUUAUCAAGAACGAUAAUGGCGGUCUGCCCGAAUUUUGGCUCGGUUUGUUCCGCGACUGGCUAAGAGGCUUGCAAACAGCGUUUGACAAGGAUUACAAAAACGGUUGCAUUACGCAAGAGAGAUGGUAUAAGAACGCCAGUGACGAAGCAAUUUUGGCAUAUAAGCUGCUUGUGCAAACUGGCCACGUGGAUAAUCCGAUUGACAAGACGCUAAUCACCCAGGUCCGAUUGGUCGAUUCCGAGGGCAUCAUCAAUCCGCGGGCAUUCUACAAUUAUCUAAGUGCCUGGGCAUCUAACGACGCACUUGCUUAUGGCGCUUCGCAGGCGAAUCUGAGACCCGAGCCACGUCAAUGGAUUUACACUAAUGAUCACGAGCUUAAAAUACCGAAAAGUAUGCCGCUUACAUACGCACAGAUGCCAUUCUACUUACACAAACUCACUGACACGCAAGAGAUCACGGAGUUGAUUGGUGGUGUUAGAAAGUUGUGCAAAAGAUUUGAGGAACGCGGUCUGCCGAAUUUCCCAUCCGGAAUACCAUUCCUCUUCUGGGAACAGUAUAUGGAUUUGAGAGUCUGUCUGGGCAUGGCUCUGCUGGCCGCAUUGAGUGCAAGUGUUGUCGUGGUCGGAGUAUUGCUGUUAAAUCUGUGGGCUGCUCUUCUGGUUGGUUGUUCUCUUGCUACCGUUGUUCUACAACUGCUAGGUAUUAUGGGCUUAUGCGAUAUCAAACUAAGCGCUGUGCCUGCAGUACUUUUAGUGAUCAGCGUGGGCAUUGCUGUUCAUUUUACGGUUCAUAUUUGUCUAAGUUUUAUUACGAGUGUCGGCAGCAGAGAUCGCAGAAUGCGCUUAGCUUUAGAGCAUAUGUACGCUCCGGUCAUCCAUGGUGCGCUCACCACACUGCUCGCGGUAGUGAUGCUUGCCUUCUCGGAUUUUGACUUCAUAGUCAAAUAUUUUUUCCUCGUGCUUCUUUGUGUAAUCGGCAUCGGCCUUGUGAACGGUAUCUUUUUCUUCCCUAUCUUGCUGUCUCUAAUCGGCCCGUCGGCGGAAGUGAUCCCGAAUGAUCAUCCGAACCGCAUAUCCACACCGACGCCACCAGCGUCACCUAUCGUGAGAAGAUCUAAGCCGUCUACGUUGCCGAGAAGAUCUCACAAAAUCGACAAUACUCGGCUGCACGCCGAGCCAUCGCUCACAACCAUCACCGAGGAGCCCAACUCGUGGCAUAGCACACAAGAGUCCUGCAUUAUCGUUCAACCUGAACUCAAGGUGGAGACUACGUCUACAUGCGGUAAUCAGGUGGAGUGGAUCGUAGUGAAAAAUGCCGGCACACGGGCAUCGGUAGUCGAAGGAGCUCGCGCUGCAGUGCAAACGUUAAUACUGGGGAAUCUUCCGGCUCCAGUUCUGAGCCGGAUUCAGACUCUAAUGCAAAGCACUAAUAACAAAUACCGAGAAGAUCGGCAGCUACUGCUCAAGUACCACACAAAGCGGGAAAAUACAGAAGGCUGACUAGUAUAGAUUGAUAUAUCUUCUAUUUUUUCUUCUUACUGUUUCCUUCUUUGAUUCCACUUGUUUUCUCUCCUUUUCUUUCUUUUUUUUCAAGCGAGUAACGCAACAUUGUCUUACUCCGAUCUUAGAAAUGAGAAUAUUAUAUAUUAUAAUACGCGCAACUGUGUCUUUAAUAUAUAUAUAUAUAUAUUAAAGUAUUUUUGCUAUAUAUAUAUAUAUAUAUAGCAAAAAUACGUUGAAAAUUUCAACGUUUUCGAGCUAGUAUCGUCCUGAACCCAAGUAUUAUAUGCCUAAGAAGGAAACAAAACGUUACGUAUCAAUGUUAUAAAUUACAAAAAUAAGCCACGUCUGACUUACGAUUUAGACUACUGAUAUAAAAAAAUAUAAAAAAAAUUAAAAAAUUUAAAAAAUAAAAAAAACGAUCGGAUAUAACAUAUUUCAACAAUAUAUUAAAUGUGUGAUAGUAUUACCGUAGGACAAUAAUACGUACAACUGUAAUAAAUUAAUUAAAGAAAUUUAUCAUAGAUACUUAUGAUACUAAGGAACUGCCUAAAUAAAUCUAAAGUUAAAUAGAUUUAGAUCUAAUAAAUAAAUUUAUUUAUUAGAUAAAUUGUUUAUUAGAGAGAGAUACCGGAUACACAUAUCUGUAACGAUGAAUAGUAAUAUCUACAAAGUGUAUUAUUAAACAAAAAGUAUUUACUAAGUUGUGCAUACCUGUUUUUUUAGAUAUUUAAAUAAAAAGCUAAAGAUUUUUUACUGCCACUAGACAACGCGUGACAUUAAAUGUAUAAUUGCGAAAUCUUUUUUAAGAUACUGGUUUUUAGUAGGAACCAAUGAAAACUCUUUAGAUAUUAUUUAUUUUUUACGCUAUAAUUAUAUAUGUAAGAUGCCGUAUGUAUGUGACUAAGAGCAAUACUGUGAAUCUCUGAGAUCUAUUUAUUAUUUAUUUUAAUAAUAUUUUCCUCGAGAGAAGUUUUUUCUUGUGUGAAUGUAUACGCGCAAUAUUUUGCACGAUUUUGCGAAUAUAUUAAUUUGUAAACAUAAUUAUUUAUGUCGAGCUAUAUUCUUUUAUGUAUGCGACAAGAAUGAUACUUAAUUUAUCGUAUCUAUUUCUAUUCUGAUUCAUACCUCUCAUGUGUAUAAAGUUGUAAAAUACAGUGUUGGUGAUGAUCGAUACCCAUGUGCUAUACACACAAAGAUCAUAAAAUUAUACGAUUGUGUACUAUAUAAGAAAGAGAUUUAUAUUUCUAAUUUCAAAUUAAUUUUAUGUCUCGUAUACACAUGUAUGAAACAGAAUUAUUUUGUACAUGAAAGUUAUAAAAACUGUGUCUUGCACGAGAUGGGCUUUCAUAUUUUGUAUAAUACAUUUUCUGUAUGGAAGGGAAAAAUAGUCAAUAUACCUCUAACAUACGUAUAUAAAUCGCACUAUGACUAUUUCAUUGUAAGAGUCUAUUUAGAUUUGAUACAAAUGUGUGAAUGUGUGUAAAAGUGACUAUUCUUUGUACGUAUGAUUUAU